UUUAUUUUCUUUAAUGUCAAAAUGGCGACACAAUAAGAGCCGUUUCGAGAGUGAUAAAGUAUAGCAGACGAAUAGCGGAGUGCUUGCAGUCAAUUGUAACUUGUAUUGGGACUUCUUGACCAAGAUGAGAAGAGAGACUGACCAAUGUCCAGUAUCAUAGACUGACCAGUAAUAUGAGUGUGUGGAAGAGACUCCAGCGGGUCGGGAAAUCCGCAUCCAAAUACCAGUUCACCUGUUCUUAUCAGGAACUGGAGGUAGAGUGUACCAAAAAAUGGCAACCUAACAAGCUGUGUGUGGUGUGGACCAGAAGGAGUCGGAGGAAAUCAACACAGCCACACACCUGGGAGCCGACCAUCCAGAAUCCUUACCGAGGCCUGGUAACAUGGACUGUACCAGAAAAUGUGGAGAUUCAAGUUACGUUGUUCCGUGACCACAACCAUCCGGACUUCGAGGACAAGGAGUGGGUCUUCGCUAUCGAAGAUUACUCGCGUGGAGGCAGAAGGAAGAUACUUGCUACUGCACCUAUCAACAUGAAGGAUUUUGCGACACAGGUUCCCACCCAACACACGAUGAAACUGAAACUUAAACCGAUGACCAGGAAGAUUGUGUCUGCCUCCAUACAGUUUACACUAUCAUGUGUGUUUCUACGAGAAGGAAAAGCCACAGACGAGGAUAUGCAGAGUGUAGCGAGUAUGCUGAGUAUUGGUCGGGCCGAUAUCGGGAAUCUGGAGGAACUUGAGGACGAGGAUGUUGAAGAUAAAAGCUUCUCUUCGAAAAUAUCAGAGAUUACGUCAGAAUUGUCUAAACUAGACGACAUGGAUGAUGGUAAUCCGUUUGAAGAGGAUUAUAGUAAUCCGUUUUACUCCGACUCCAAUCCUUUUGGUGACCCAGAUUUGGAUUGUACUGGUGAUCAUGAAGCAUGGUUUGAGCCUGUCAAGAAAAAGCCAGAAAAGAAGGAGAGUAUGAAUCCGUUUGAGGACAGUGGUAGUUCUGAGGGAGUAGACAGCAAAGCUGGCAGUACAGAGGGGGUGGAUCACAGCAGUAGUAGUAAAAUCGGCAGCAGCACUGCUCCCAGUAAGUCCAGUAGCUUGGAUUACAAUCCUUUCGAUGAACCUACCCCUCCCGAUCGAGCUAUCGGCAUGGCUAGUCCACUCUCCGAGAGGCUUAUCAAUGAUGCUCAGAAGCACAGCCAACAGAACACGCCACAAAAGUUCAACACAUUGCCAUCAAAAACUAAAAAGAAAGCCCCCGCUCCACCUGUCCCUCAAAAUGGUGACUCCUCCCCCAAACACAAGCCUCAGGUGAAGCUAAAGACGUCCAGGUCAGAACAUUCGGCCAUUGAGAGACCGAUAUAUGAAGGUACACCGCCAUCUACGCCAGAAACUAAGAGGAAACUGCUGAGACCUAUAACUCCGCCCCCAGACGCUCAGGCUGAUUCUAUGGAGACGUCCACAGAAUUUUCUUCCACAGCGUCGAGCCCUAGUAAACGAUUAUCUUCUGAAUGCUCCCCUGUAAAAGGAGAGAGCAGAAAUGUGUUAGAAGCCUUGGACCUCAAUCAGAAUGAAUCUCCUACACACAACAGCAACAGCUCCAGUCAAAACCUGCUUGACUGGUGCAAAGAGGUCACUAAAGGUUACAAAGGGGUCAAGGUCACCAACUUGACAACAUCGUGGAGGAAUGGGAUGGCUUUCUGUGCAAUUGUUCAUCAUUUUAGACCAGAUCUCGUAAAUUUUAAGUCACUGGCUUCUCAUGACAUCAAAGGAAACAACAAAAUUGCGUUUGAUGCUACAGCCAAGCUAGGAAUUCCGCGUGUGAUAGAGCCGUCCGACAUGGUCCUACUCCAGGUCCCCGACAAGCUUGCUGUGAUGACGUACCUCCAUCAGUUACGUGUAUAUUUCACCGGUCAAACGCUCGAGAUCCAACAAAUCGGUGUCAACACUGCCGAGAGCACAUACACUCUCGGUGAGAUGGACCGCCAAGUUGAGGCUGAGAUCUCUAACGAGAUGUAUGGUGACAGAAUGCAGCCAAAGGUUGCUAAGCAACGCUCUCCGAGUAAGGAGAAUAUCCCUGUUGGGGAGGAGACAGACAAUAAGGGGGAUACAGUGGAUGGAGGAAGACGAAGGAGAAUUAGUAAGGAGAAAACUCCAGAGAUGGAAUCUAGUGCUUCUGGACGUAAGCAUAGCAGAGAUAGCACACCGGGUUCUGAUUCUCAAAGUGACAGCAAAAGUGUUAGUAAGAUGGACCGGAAAAAAAUCUCUGUAGCAGAUUUAAAAGUGACUAAACACAGUUCUUCUCCUCCAACUACUAAGCAUACUUCUAAGGAACGUAAUUCUCCUGCAAAAGACGAUUUGUCCUCUAAAAAGAAACCUGUGAUGACGCGGAAACAACUGUACAAUCCGUUUGAUUCCGAUUCGGACGAUGAGGAUAUGAGCAGUGAGGGUCCUGAUGCUGGGUCCCAUGCCGGGUCUUCUAUACCCACCAGUAAUUCCACUAGUCCCUCAGUGAGUGCUCACUCGUCUCGCGGUGGAACACCCGCUGAAACACAUAAAUGUAUUGCUGACAAACCUGUGGCCACCAGUACUCCUGAUAAGCCGGAAAAUCGAAAGUCGCGCCACGAGGAGCUGAAGGAGAGAGCAAAGUUACUGUUGGAACAGGCCCGGAAAGAUGCUGGUCUCGACAUUCCCGUCCGAUCUGUUCAAAGGUCACCAGAGAAAGAAAAAACAAAGGAAAGUCCCAGUUCCCCGGAGAAAGAACCAAUCAAGCCCACUCCAUCACCUUCUAGUCCCACACAGAGUAAUGAGGAAAAACAGAAGCGGUUACGAGAAAGAGCAAAAUUGUUGAUUGAAGAAGCUCGGGCCAGUCUUGACCAAACCAAAUCUAUAGAGCGACAGUCCAGCACGGCAUCGGAAGGGUCACAAGACACCGACAAGGAGUCAGUUUUAAGGAAGCCUAAAGCCAAGAGAAUUACAUCCUCUCAACUUUUUGUGAUGAGAAGUGUGACUUUGGAUGCAAACAGCCGAGAAGUUCCCAAAAAACUUGACCUCAAACUGAAGAAAUUCAGUGUGAAAAGGACCGACCUUGUCUCACAGUUAUCUCAGGACAAAACGCCAUCCCCACAACAGGAGGAAGUAAAACCUGUCAAUGGCCGAAAGGUUAUCACACCUGUCUCCCCUCUCUCAUUCAGCGGAGAUAUUUCCAUCGAUGGAAGUGAAGGAUCGGGAGAUACACGAGACUCGUUGGAUAUUGACGAGUUGUUGAGUAAACGGGAUGAAGUCCAGUCAUCAGACACUGAAGUUUACUUGAAUUUACAGGACACAAAUCAGUACGUACACAGUGAGAUGGAGGCUCUAGAACGAGAGCAGAAACAGAUUGACGAUGAAGCUCAAGGUCUAGAGAGUCAGCUCAGGGUUGUCAUGGCUAAAGGCAAGAACAAAGCUUUAGAGGAAAAACUGAUGCAGGAGUGGUUUUUAUUGGUCAAUAAACGUAAUGCUCUUAUUCGCCGACAGAUGCAGCUAAAUAUAUUAGAAAAAGAGGACGAUUUGGAGCGACGAUUUGAGUUGUUGAAUCGGGAACUACGCGCUAUGAUGGCGAUUGAAGAUUGGCAGAAGACACAAGCUCAGAAACACAGAGAAAAGCUACUGCUCGAAGAAUUGGUCGCCAUCGUCAACAAACGGGAUGAACUUGUCCAGCAUCUGGACACACAGGAGAGAGCAAUUGAGGAUGAAGAAAAGUUGGACCAGGUGGUGUCGGAAGGGAAGUUCCUACACCAACAAGAUAAACAAUGCUGUGUUCAGUAAACUACCAUCUUGAACAUAAGGACCCGCUGAAACAAUGUGGGAUUUCUUUUACUGCCAGGGGUUGCUCCUUAUGAGGAUCCACAGAACUGGAAGGAAGUCAGUGCUACGUGGCUCCAUGAAAACUCGAAGGGAGUCAAUGCUGCGUGGCUCCAUGAAAACUCGAAGGGAGUCAAUGCUACGUGGCUCCGUCAAAUUUAAAAAGGAGUCCAUGAUAAUGUGGUGCCACCAAAUCUAAAAGAAGCCUAGGCUACAUGGCUCCACCAAAUCCUGAAAUAUCUCAAUGCUGAUGUUGCUCCACUUAAAACAAAAGUGGGUAAUUUAAACUCAGAAUUGGGUACUUCCAAUAAGGAAGUGGAAUGAUUUUAGCUCAGAAUGUGGCACCACCUAAACAGGAAGUGGGUAAUGUUUACUCAGAAUGUGGCAUCCCCUGAACAGGAAGUGAAUAAGGUUAACUCAGAAUGUGGCACCACCUAAACAGGAAGUGGUGUGUGUUUAUUAAGAAUGUGGCACCACCUGAACAGGAAGUGGGUAAGGUUAACUCAUAAUGUGGCACCACCUAAACAGGAACUAGUUAAUGUUUACUCAGAAUGUGGCACCACCCUAACAGGAACUGGUUAAUGUUCACUCAAAAUGUGGCAACACCUAAACAAAAGCUGGUUGAUGUUUACUCAGAAUGUGGCACCACCCUAACAGGAACUGGUUAAUGUUUACUCAGAAUGUGGCACCACCUUAACAGGAAGUGGGUGAAGUUUACUCAAUAUAUCUCUCUAUCGAAUCAGGAAGUGGGUAAGGUAAUCUCAUGAUGUGGCACCAACUGAACAGGAAGUGUGUAAAGUUUACUCAAGAUGUGUCACCACCUCCAAGAGGAAGUGAGUAAAGUGAACUCAAAAUGUGGUGCCAGCUAAACAGGAAGUUGGUGAAUGUUACUGUAGGUGCAGUACUGCCUACAACAGGGAAGAUCAGAAUAUCGGUUACCGCCUAAACAGGAUAUUGGGUAAAAAGGUACAAAAAUGUGUCACCACAUAAAACAGGAAGUAGGUCAAAAAUAUUUCAGAAUGUGGGCAUUAUGUACCGGGGAUCUAGUAACAAAUACAUAAAAAUGAAUAUCACGAGACAGACUAAUAGCGAGGGGGCAGAUGACAGAAAGGUUUGUGUAAUGGGUGAGGGAGCCAAUAUUUGUGUCGAGGAGAUAUGGGCGAGGUGCCUGAAGGAGUGUGUGCAUAAGAACAGGAUGUAAAUAUGUGUAUACGGUAGAGAGAGGAAGAACAUUAAGAAUGUCCCAUCGUGAUGAUGUUGGUUUUGUAAGGAUAUAUAUUUUUCUCGAUACUGAACUCAAGGAUACAAGAAACAUUAAUCCGUUUACAUGUUAAUUCUUCAUAAGCUAUAGAUUUUUUCAAGGUCAAGAUUUAUGAUAAAUACAGUCAUCAUUAGUUGAAGUGAGGAUUAUUUAGAUACUCUGUAAGUUCUAUAUGUACUUUUGCUGAUCUUUACGAGGUUUUGUUAAAAGUUAACACUCGCAACAUAGAAAAAUCGUGGAAUGUUGUGAUUUUAACUGUGUACUGUAAUUAUCCCUACAAAAAUCCAAUACAUCUGUUACCUUGUUAGGGGGGCGCAGUGGCUGAGUGGUCAAGGUGUCCCGACACUUUAUCACUAGCCCUCCACCUCUGGGUUGCGAGUUCGUAACCUACGUGGGGCAGUUGCCAGGUACUGACUGAAGGCCAGUGGUUUU
This is a messenger RNA of Pecten maximus, 5526 nucleotides long. RefSeq names its product EH domain-binding protein 1-like. Bases 174 to 3797 code for a protein of 1207 amino acids. Gene Ontology annotation, molecular function: protein binding. The record is from RefSeq and is a predicted model, not a curated record. The transcript has 24 exons. Lineage: Eukaryota; Metazoa; Mollusca; Bivalvia; Pectinida; Pectinidae.